Molecule: messenger RNA, 1521 nt
Organism: Penicillium cataractarum
Lineage: Eukaryota; Fungi; Ascomycota; Eurotiomycetes; Eurotiales; Aspergillaceae
Product: arylsulfotransferase family protein
Exons: 2
Coding region: 1-1521 (506 amino acids)
Source: RefSeq, a predicted model, not a curated record
AUGGCGUGUUCUUUUUUGAUUUUAUACCUGCUGCUGUCGCUGACCAGUGGGGAGACGGAUUGGCCACAUCAAUCAUUUUGGACAGGAAAUUGGCAGCCCCCCCACUUGUCGCUCAGCGAGACUGGUGAAACGGACACCGGAUACAUAUUUAUAGGCGUUCGAAAGUCCAACAAGGCUGGCAACGCUCCAACGAUCUUUGACAACCAUGGGGACUUGGUGUGGCACGGCCCACAGCGGGAGAACCUGGAUUUUAAAAUGCAAAAGCUCUUCGGCCAGGAUGUGAUCACGUACUGGGAUGCAGAGCCAGAUGUACGAGUGUUGGGAUAUGGAGCAACGCAUAUCCUCGACAGCACAUAUAAGGAGAUCUACACAGUCACUCUGCGCGAUGAUUUUCGCACCCCAAGUGGGAAAGACUUUGACUCUUUUAUCGAUGGCCACGAGCACUACAUUACGCCUCAGAAUACCAUGCUGGUCUCGGCUCUCAAUUUCACCCAAACGGAUACUAGCCAUCUUAGAAGGGGUACUGUCAACAUGUGGGUUUUGGACUCUCUCUUCUACGAAAUCGACAUAAAAACAAACAAAGUUUUGUUCAAAUGGGAUGCACUCAGCCAUAUUCCAAUUUCCAACUCCAGCAUUGCCGUAAAAGGUGGGAAAGAGUUGCAUGAGGCCUGGGACGCUUACCAUAUAAACUCAGUUACUUCCGCUAAAUAUGGAUAUCUGGUCAACUUCCGGCAUAUCCGCUCUAUUUUCUAUAUUAACAAGGAUGGUUCUGUCCGCUGGCAACUUUCGGGUGACAACAACAAUCACGGCGACUUCGAGAGUAAAAAUGUUACCUUUGCAUGGCAACAUGACGUCCGUAUACACAACGAAACCGACGAAAGUCUGGCCCUCACUCUCUACAACAAUGCUGCCAUGGACAAUGAGGACCCUGGUCCAUCAACAGGACUAGCCAUCCACGUUGACCUCGUCAACAAGAAGGCAUGGAUAAUUUACGAGCUGACAGAUCCAACUGACCAUAUUGUGAGCGCAACGCAAGGAAGCUUCCAGGUCCUUUCAAGCCUAAGACCAGCACACAUGCUGGUGGGCUGCGGAUCGAUACCCAAACUGAAGGAAUAUGACGGAGACGGCAACGUAGUUCUCCGAGGGCAGUUUGGCAAGGAUACAUUUUCGGCUAAUGCCUACCGCAUAUUCAAAUUUCCCUGGAGCGCUACUCCACACUGGGAUCCUGCUGUCUUUGUCAAUCACACAACUUCGUAUACAAUCGAUCUCUACAUGAGCUGGAACGGUGCCACGGGCUAUAACAAUUGGGCGAUUUUCUCGAUCCCAUCUCGGACCUCAACAUUGCUAGAGGGCAGGCUUUUGCUGGUCCAUGAGCGAACUGGCUUUGAAACUCACGUUCCUCUUGAGAAUAUUGACGCCCGCUUUAUCAUUGCUGUUGCGAGAGACGGGGAGAGAAUCUUGGGACAGUCAUCCAUCGUAGAACUGGGUCAGAUAAAUUCUGUUUGUCCUGUCAUCCCAUGA